CAGGCGGCGCGUGAGACCCAGCAGUGUCGCGUGUGCUGACUGGUCAGUUUUGUAUGUACGUGUCAGUGGAAAUUGUAAACUUGAGCUAUAUCUCAUCGGUUUUAUUUACAGGCAUGGAGUAGCUUUAGGUAUUAUUUUAUCAAAAUAACGACAACCACGAUUGCAAUGGAGAACAUCCAGAAUGUCCCAAUUGACAUCCAAACCAGUAAACUCUUAGACUGGCUGGUGGACCGGAGGCACUGCACGCUGAGAUGGCAAAGUGCAGUGAUGACAAUUCGAGAGAAAAUCAAUGCUGCCAUUCAGGAUAUGCCAGAGAAUGAGGAGAUCAAACAACUGCUCUCUGGCUCAUAUAUUCACUAUUUCCAUUGCUUACGAAUAAUCGAAAUAUUAAAAGGAACAGAAGCGUCCACCAAAAAUAUUUUUGGCAGAUAUUCAUCACAAAGGAUGAAGGAUUGGCAAGAAAUAGUGUCCCUGUAUGAAAAAGACAAUGUCUAUUUAGCUGAAGUGGCCAGUAUAUUGAUUCGUAGUGUAAGUUAUGAAGGUCCUGCUUUGAGGAAGCAGGUGUCUAAAGCUCAGCAGCUGCAGCAGGAGUUGAGCCGAAGAGAACUGGAGUGUCAGAGCGGUGCCACUGACAUGAGGGAACGCUAUUAUGCUGCCUGUAAACAGUUUGGGAUAAAGGAGGAAAAUGUGGCAAGGGAGUUACAAGCUCUAGUUAAAGAUCUGCCUGUAGUUUCAGAAGAAACUAGUAGACGCUUUCCACCUGAGCUUGUUCACAAUUUCACCUCUGAUGUUUAA
Molecule: messenger RNA, 795 nt
Organism: Sinocyclocheilus rhinocerous
Lineage: Eukaryota; Metazoa; Chordata; Actinopteri; Cypriniformes; Cyprinidae
Product: CDK5 regulatory subunit-associated protein 3-like
Exons: 7
Coding region: 166-795 (209 amino acids)
Biological process (GO): regulation of mitotic cell cycle
Cellular component (GO): endomembrane system
Source: RefSeq, a predicted model, not a curated record